Sinocyclocheilus rhinocerous is the source of this 510-nucleotide messenger RNA. Its product is annotated as protein BTG1-like. Gene Ontology annotation, cellular component: nucleus; cytoplasm. Bases 19 to 510 code for a protein of 163 amino acids. Lineage: Eukaryota; Metazoa; Chordata; Actinopteri; Cypriniformes; Cyprinidae. The transcript is spliced from 3 exons. The record is from RefSeq and is a predicted model, not a curated record. Gene Ontology annotation, biological process: negative regulation of cell population proliferation.
GCGUAUCUUUCAAACAACAUGUCUGCUGGAAACAUGAUGAAAACAGAGGUGUCAGUCGCUGCUACUUUCAUCGGCGGUUUACUGAGCAGCAGCGACUCUCUCACUGGAGAUCAGCUGCAGAUCUUCACUCACACACUCACUAAUGCUCUACUAGAGCACUAUCAGCACCACUGGUUUCCUCAAGCUCCCUGCAGAGGCUCUGGCUACAGAUGUUUAUGGAUCAACUGUAAAAUGGACCCGCAUAAAGGAAAAGCAGCCUCUGCUGUUGGAUUUACACAAGAGCAGCUUUUCUCAUCACUUCCAGCAGAGCUGACACUGUGGGUGGACCCUUACGAGGUGUCCUAUCGAAUCGGUGAGGAUGGAUCCAUUUGUGUUCUCUACAAGUCCUCACCACUACGGCCUAAAAGUGCCACCUCAGCAGAUACAUCAGCCCACAGGAAGGAGAAACUAAAAACCAGACGAUCGAACCGAUCAAGAAGGUUCAACGUAAUGGAAGGGUCUCUGUUAUGA